This is a messenger RNA of Musa acuminata AAA Group (dessert banana), 1892 nucleotides long. Its product is annotated as interactor of constitutive active ROPs 4-like. Lineage: Eukaryota; Viridiplantae; Streptophyta; Magnoliopsida; Zingiberales; Musaceae. The transcript has 5 exons. Bases 442 to 1608 code for a protein of 388 amino acids. The record is from RefSeq and is a predicted model, not a curated record.
UAACUACAUAUCUCAACCUUCUGUUCCAUGGUUUGUUCUCCUCAGGACCACCAUUUCCGUAUCCGCGAGAGGAAGAAAGGCUGAGGCGAGCCAUUUCGACUCCCUCGUGAACGAGACCGGCCGCCUCCAUUUAUUGGUCACACGGAUUCUCCAUCUCUUUCACCUCUUGACUUCAUGCGCAGACACCACCAGGAUCCGUCCUCCCUCUUUCUCCCCCAUGGCGGCAUUCAUCGUCGUCACUCUGAUAGCAACCACUGCGUCACGGGGACUCGUAAUGUGCGCUCACAGGUUUGCCAUUCGUUGUCCUCUAUUUAGGGCAGAGUAAUGGAAUCUCUCUGCCGCAACGUAUUCAAGAAUCCCUGACACCGGCAAACGCGUAAGGCAUCUGAGCAGGUGAAGCCAAGUGUUGGGGUGUGGGUUUGAGCUUUAAGAUUCGAUCCAAUGCCGAGAUCAAGAGGGUCGUCAGAUGCGCCGCAGAGGCAGUCGCCGCGGGCGCCGCUCCACCUGAGGGCCACCGCCUGCUCCGAGGCCAACAGCGUGCACCACCGCCCCGUGGCCGCCGACCGCAGCCCCAGGGUGUCCCCUCGUGGUGUCUUACAAGAGCAGAGGAAGCGGGGCACGAGGGUAACAGACCUGGAGACCAAGCUGAAGAAGGCGCAGGAGGAGCUCAAGCGGCUGAGAGACCAGGUGGCCUCGGCGGAAGCCGCGAAGACCGAGGCGGAGCAAGCUCUCGUGAAGGCCAAGAAGCGGAUCACGGCCACAGCCCCGACGGCGAAAGGAGAAGACGUUAAGCGUCAUGUUCCUCAGGAGUCUCGAAAGGAGGGCGGUCCACCGCAGGAGAACAAGUCCGAGGAGGAGAGCGUCACUUCUCCCGCGACGAUGGAUGUCUUCGAAGUAGUAGUGCCGACUGAGCCCAUCCACAGAGAGAACGAAGACGUCAGCAUGCAGAAGAAAGAAGAGAGUGCGGUGGAGAGGGAAAAGGAGGAGACAAAGACAAUGAUCAGCGAUGCAGUAGUUGCUGAGACAGAGGAGAAAAAGAAGGAAGAAGAGGAAGACAAGAGAGAGCCGUUGGUGAUACCUGAUAGCCCACAGGUGGACGCUCUCAAGGCCAAGCUCUCGGAGAAGGAGAAGGAAGUGGAGAUACUCCUCGAGGAGAACGUCAUCUUCAAGACCAGAGCCGACGAGGAAGCGAGGCAGAUCGCAGACGCUGCUCGGGCCAAGGAAGAAGAGCUGACGGCGAGGCUGAACUCCACGGAGGAAGAGCUCAAAGAAAGCAGAGCUAAAGCGGGUCGCCUGGCGGAGCAGCUGGAGGCAGCAGAAGGCGCGAAGGCGGCGUUAGAGGCGGAGAUGAAGCGGCUGAGGGUGCAGACAGAGCAAUGGCGGAAGGCGGCAGAGGCCGCUGCCGCAGUACUGGCAACGGGGGACGCAACGGCCGAGGACACGACGGGGAGAAGGGUGGCGGAGCGGUGUGGGUCGAUGGACAAGCACCUCGGCUGGGGGUCGCCGCUGGUGGCCGGGGACACGGACGAAGACGGCAGCGGGAGGAGAAAGAGCGCCGGGAUUCGAGUGCUCGGGGAGCUGUGGAAGAAGAAGGGUCAGCGGAAAUGAGCUGAUCGAAACAGAGGAAGGAGGUGAGUAGCUCAGCCUCAUCCGUCCCUCGUUAUGCUUACUCUGUUCGAUUAUUACUACUGUUGUAGUUGUCGGUAAGAGGCAAUCUUUUGGUCUCUGCAUCUCUCUGCUUUGGAUUUGAAUCAUAAACGGAGGGAAGUUGUAUGAGUUCUUCUUGGUAGACAUGGGAUUUUUUUUGGCACACUGUUUUAGCACACAAAUCAUUGGCUAUGUAACUUUUAAUCAUGUUGGAUUAGGUUUAAAUAUCAACAUUCUUGGUUUAA